GGCCCAUGGCAUACCUCAGUUGACCCACGCGGGAUUUGAGCUUCAACAUCACUGCGCAAAGCCCCGCCGUGUGCGGCGCGUUGCGUGCGCACCCGGGGCCACAACGGGCGCGUUGCGUUGCGUCGAAAUGUGGUAGCAAUGCAGAAAGUGCGAACUGGAGGUAAUGUGGUGCUCGACUGGAGUCCCAACCUCCAAAAUGGCGAAAGAUUGGAACGACCUGAGCUGACCAGGAUCUUUAGCAACUCCCGCACCGGGCGCACCGAUUGGCAUCGCAAUCAAUUCGUGCCAUUGCCGUCUCGCCCUCCGCCCGAGAAGCCGCCAGAGGAAUAUGUGGCUCCCAAGCAUCGGCGCCAUUUGAUCUACUUAGCCUUGUACAGAGACAAGGUGGACCAACAUCAGGCCGCGAUGUUGGCGGCGACCACCGGCGCCGUGCCCUCCAGUCCAUCUGCGGCAGAGGCAGGACACUUGGCAGCAACCACAGGGCAUUUUCCAGUGGAGAGUCAAGAUUCAAGGUCCCGCCGUCACGCGCCUGACGACACGGAGCCCGCCCUGACGGCGCAUACGGCAGCAGUGAAGGCUUCCGGUAUCGGUUUGGACGAGCAUGUGGAGGUGAAGCGCUUGGGGAAGCUUUUCGAUGAGUGGAUUGAGAUGACACAACAAGAUGUUGAUGAGGUCUACGAAAAACUGGGCCUCAACCGUGAAGGGAGCAAGACCUUGCGUCCGAGGGCAGCAAAGCCCGGCGGCAAGUCUUGGAGAGGUCGUUUGGAUCGAGCCUCCAAGGCCCCUAGCAGUCCACAGACCACUCGCAAUGAGGAGCUCGAGGUUUUGGAGGCGGUUGCCAUGGCGACGACAACGUCCCUCACCGGGACAACGACCGGAGGUUUCAGCCAGGGAUCUAUUCUUGCACCACGACGCAAUCCCGAUCGCAAGAAGCUGGACCGCCUGUGGACCGUGUUGACAAACCCCAAGGUGAGAUGCGCCAGCUUGAAAGACAAGGCGGGUUACCAGCAGCGAGACCGCCAGAUGCCCACCAAGAUCGAGGGGAUCAAGCCUUUGAUGCUCUACAAGCUCUACAAUGGACCCUGGCGUCUGGACGUGUGAACCGAAAAAAAAAAAGAACGAUGGGCUGGAAUACCCAGGCAGUCUUUG
This is a messenger RNA of Cladocopium goreaui, 1149 nucleotides long. Lineage: Eukaryota; Dinophyceae; Suessiales; Symbiodiniaceae. The record is from the annotation of a GenBank genome assembly.